This is a messenger RNA of Elaeis guineensis (African oil palm), 2029 nucleotides long. RefSeq names its product malate synthase, glyoxysomal. NCBI's taxonomy places the organism in Eukaryota, Viridiplantae, Streptophyta, Magnoliopsida, Arecales, Arecaceae. Gene Ontology annotation, cellular component: cytoplasm. Gene Ontology annotation, biological process: glyoxylate cycle. The record is from RefSeq and is a predicted model, not a curated record. Gene Ontology annotation, molecular function: malate synthase activity.
CUAGCUAACCACUACCACUAAAACAAAGAGAGUCCUUUAUUCUAACCUUUCACUUUAGAAAGUUAGGGAACUGCUGCCAUGUUGAUGGCUAGGAACAUGGGUUCCUAUGAUGUUCCAGAGGGAGUGGACAUUAGAGGGAGAUUUGAUGAGGAGUUUGGUAAAAUUCUCACAAGGGAUGCACUUCAGUUUGUUGCUGACUUGCAGAGGGAGUUCCGGGGCCGGAUCAGGUAUGCAUUGGAGUGUCGCCGGGAGGCAAAGAAGAGGUACAAUUCUGGGGAGCUUCCGGGGUUUGAUCCGGCCACAAAGUUUAUUAGGGAAGGGGACUGGGUGUGUGCUCCGGUACCGCCGGCCGUCGAGGACCGGACCGUGGAGAUCACUGGGCCUGUAGACAGGAAGAUGAUCAUCAAUGCACUCAACUCUGGGGCCAAAGUCUUUAUGGCUGACUUUGAGGAUUCACUCUCACCAAGUUGGGAGAACCUGAUGAGAGGCCAUGUCAACCUUAGAGAUGCUGUAAAUGGGACUAUAAGCUUCCAUGACCAGGCCCGGAACAGGGUCUACAAGCUCAACAACAAGAUCGCCAGGCUCUUUGUCCGGCCGAGGGGCUGGCACUUGCCAGAGUCCCAUAUCCUCAUCGACGGUGAACCGGCGACCGGCUGCCUUGUGGACUUUGGGCUCUACUUCUUCCACAACCAUGCCACCUUCCGGGCCACCCAAGGGGCCGGCUUUGGACCUUUUUUCUAUCUCCCCAAGAUGGAGCACUCAAGGGAGGCCAAAAUAUGGAAUUGUGUGUUCGAGAGGGCCGAGAAGUUCGCCGGAAUAGGACAGGGGAGCAUCAGGGCUACGGUCCUGAUCGAGACUCUUCCGGCGGUGUUUCAAAUGAAUGAGAUCCUCCAUGAGCUGAGGGACCACUCCAUUGGGCUGAACUGUGGAAGAUGGGACUACAUCUUCAGCUAUGUCAAGACCUUCCAAGGCCACCCGGACCGCCUCCUCCCCGACCGGGUGCAGGUGGGGAUGACUCAGCACUUCAUGCGGAGCUACUCCGACCUCCUCAUCCGCACCUGCCACCGUCGCGGUGUUCACGCCAUGGGUGGCAUGGCGGCGCAAAUUCCGAUCAGGGAUAAUCCAGCAGCCAACGAAGCAGCUCUGGAGCUGGUGAGGAAGGACAAGCUGCGAGAGGUCCGAGCAGGCCAUGAUGGCACAUGGGCUGCUCACCCGGGCCUCAUUCCAGCCAUCUUGGAAGCGUUCGCCAGCAACAUGGGCAACAAGCCUAACCAGAUUCAGACAGCAGAGAGAGAGGAUGCAGACUGCAUUACUGAAGAGGACCUCCUGCAGAGGCCCAGAGGUGUGAGGACAAUGGAGGGCCUCCGGCUGAACACCAGGGUCGGAAUCCAGUACAUUGCAGCCUGGCUCACCGGGACCGGAUCGGUGCCACUCUACAAUCUCAUGGAGGAUGCAGCAACCGCAGAGAUCAGCAGGGUUCAGAACUGGCAGUGGCUGAAAUAUGGGGUGGUUCUGGAUGGAGAAGGGGUGAAGGUUAAGGUGACACUGGAUCUCUUUGCAAGGGUUGUGGAGGAAGAGAUGGCGAAGAUCGAGAGGGAGGUCGGAGCAGAGAAGUUCGGCCGUGGCAUGUACAAAGAGGCCUGCGAGAUCUUCACCAAGCAAUGCACUGCCCCGGAACUGGAUGAUUUCCUGACCUUGGAUGCUUAUAACAAGAUCAUAGUCCACCACCCCAAGGGUGAGAGGCCUAUUGGCUUAAGCUAUUAGCAGAUCUGAGCUACCGUUGGCAUAUAUAUUGAGGCUGCUUCAUCAAAAAAAAGGGACCUAAAGCCAAUUUGUUUAUAUUAAAAAGUAAGGUCUUUUAGCUGUAGAAGUUGUUACAUUACUAGCAUAGACAGAGUAUUGCCUGUAUCAAAAGAUGUCAAAUGUGUGUUUACAAAUUAUAACGAACUACUUUUAUGUACCAUAAGAUAAUGGAUUAAAGUGAACCUUGUUUUAAAUUUGGAUAAAAUUUAGCUUGCUCUGUUUGAUC